ACUCAAAUAGCAUGGUAUUUCCACGAGACGCUCCGUCACUCUAACCUGUUACUCCAUCACAGUCCCAGACCAGAAAUCAAGAAAAACUCCCCGAUCUCCAUCUUUCAAACCUUUUUCAUUCGGAACAAGAGAAAGAGCCUUACCUUAAAAUGCACUCAAUUUUUCGUCACUAACCAUAAAGUCCACCCGACUCUGAUCACUAACAUCUCACCCAACCCAAUUCCAUUUUCUCCCCCAACAACUCCCUUCCAUAAUAAUAUUUCUUCUCCCAUCAAAAACAGAUCCCCAAUUCGCAACGGAGUUUCGAAACGUUUCCCCCACCAAGAAUAGAACAUCCUCCAUUCGCGACGGAGUUCGAAACGUUUCGCUUGCCCAUCAUGGUGGAGACCUCACCGGUGGGGCGGUUCCACCACUACCAGAGGCUGGACCUCCGGCGGUGGGUCCCUUCCUUCGUGUCCUCGCACAGGGUCCUCUUCACGGCGCUCUGGGUCGUCGCGUUCCUCUCCGUUUUCGUGUGGCAGAGGAAUAUAAUUGAUGGGUUUUCGAUCUUCGGCGGUCGGUCCGUGGCGGCGAAGCCCAUGCCGAGGAUGAGACCCGUGGCCUUCAAUUUGACGGAUUUUGGGGCGGUGGGCGAUGGGGUUACGGCGAACACCAAGGCGUUUGAGAGAGCCAUUUUGGCCAUUUCUAAGUUGGGCAAGAAAGGUGGAGCUCAGCUCAAUGUCCCUCCCGGUCGUUGGCUCACCGCUCCGUUUAAUCUCACCAGUCACAUGACGCUUUUCCUUGCUGAGGAUGCUGAAAUUCUUGGAAUUCAGGAUGAGAAGUAUUGGACAUUAAUGCCUCCAUUGCCUUCAUAUGGGUAUGGGAGAGAGCAUCCUGGGCCUCGGUAUGGGAGUUUGAUUCACGGCCAAAAUCUCAAAGACGUUGUUAUUACGGGGCAUAAUGGUACCAUAAAUGGGCAGGGUCAAACGUGGUGGAAGAAGUAUCGCCAGAAGCUUCUCAACCACACUCGGGGCCCACUUGUCCAGAUCAUGUGGUCAAGUGACAUUGUGAUCACUAAUAUCACUUUACGUGAUUCUCCAUUUUGGACACUUCAUCCUUAUGACUGCAAGAAUGUUACCAUCAGAAAUGUCACUAUUUUGGCCCCCGUAUAUGAAGCUCCAAAUACUGAUGGAAUUGAUCCCGAUUCUUGCGAGGAUAUGGUGAUCGAGGACUGUUACAUUAGUGUUGGAGAUGAUGCGAUCGCGAUUAAGAGUGGCUGGGAUCAGUAUGGAAUUGCUUACGGACGACCUUCAACAAACAUACUCAUCAGGAAUCUUGUUGUUCGCUCUAUGGUCAGUGCGGGCGUAUCAAUAGGCAGCGAGAUGUCUGGUGGGGUUUCAAACGUCACCGUCGAGAACCUCCUUGUUUGGAGCUCAAGGCGUGCCGUCCGGAUAAAGACCGCCCCAGGAAGAGGCGGAUAUGUCCGCCACAUAACCUACCGAAACCUAACGUUUGACAGCGUGCGUGUCGGCAUUGUUAUCAAGACAGACUACAACGAACACCCAGACGAGGACUACGACAGGAAGGCUCUUCCAAUCCUUGAGGACAUAAGCUUCACAGGCAUCCAUGGACAGGGAGUUCGAGUCCCUGUCCGCAUACACGGCAGCGAAGAUAUCCCGGUGAGAAAUGUGACUUUCCGGGACAUGUCGGUAGGGAUAACGUACAAGAAGAAGCAUAUCUUCCAAUGCGCCUUCGUGGAAGGCCGCGUAAUAGGGACCAUCUUCCCUGCCCCUUGUGAGAAUCUUGAUAGAUACAAUGAGCAAGAACGCUUGGUUAAGCACUCUGCUUCACAGAACGCCACAGACAUAGAUUAUGAUUUCUGAUUUGGCAACGUUGCGGCAUAUAAGCAGUUUUUUUUUUUGACAAUUUGUGUUGAGUAUUUUACUCACUCCAUUUUUCAGAUUUUUUUUAAUAUGAUGUAUAUAGUUUUUUCAUUAUUAUUAUUAUUUUUGUUCUUUAAACAAUUCGUGGAAACGUCUCGUUUCAUUUUCGUAGACCAUGCAUCACUUUUUUUCCCCCCCUUUUUUUAAUGGAUAUCCAGUCUUCUCAGUUUCUGCUUCACUUAGUCGGACAAAGAAAAUUUUGUUUGAAUAAAAGAAGAAAAUAAU
This is a messenger RNA of Morus notabilis, 2147 nucleotides long. RefSeq names its product probable polygalacturonase. Gene Ontology annotation, molecular function: polygalacturonase activity. The transcript is spliced from 5 exons. Bases 378 to 1862 code for a protein of 494 amino acids. NCBI's taxonomy places the organism in Eukaryota, Viridiplantae, Streptophyta, Magnoliopsida, Rosales, Moraceae. Gene Ontology annotation, biological process: carbohydrate metabolic process. The record is from RefSeq and is a predicted model, not a curated record.